Staurois parvus is the source of this 1863-nucleotide messenger RNA. The record is from the annotation of a GenBank genome assembly. Lineage: Eukaryota; Metazoa; Chordata; Amphibia; Anura; Ranidae.
AUGAAUACCAGGGCCAAUCAGAGGGACGCCGAUCCCGCGCCAGGCCUCGGAACCGUCCCCGAUCACAUCCGCAGAUCCGUCUUCAUCCUGAAGGAUUACGUCCAUCGGACGGACCGGGAGCCCAUCGUCGGACUGGACUAUGUCCUGGAAUACAGGCUGCAGGACCAGGCGGGGAAGUCUGAAACCAAAUAUUUCUGUGAGAUCUGCGAGAUGGACAGCGACCUGAUGACCAUGAUGGAGCACCUUGGAUGCUACAGACACCGCAAGCUGUACCUGAUGAAGGCCUACCCCUACGUACUCAAGGCCCCAUCCAGCAGCAAGGAGGACCGAACGCAGUUCAUGAGGAGGAUGGCCAUGGAGAUCGAGAGAGAAGAGGGGACCAAGAUGUACAAGAGCGACCCCACCGUCCGAAUGACACCAAUGAAGUCAAAAAACACACAGCAAUCCAAGCGAAAAUCAAGGUGGGACUAUGAAGGAGACAGACAAAAGAGGAUGAAGAAAGCGCUGGAAUAUCUGGAUUCGUUUGAGAUUGAUAAUGACAGCGAAGCAACUACUGUCACAAGGCUCACAGAGAAGCUGAUUGCUGAACUGAAGUAUCACUCAGACAAGUUAAAAGAGGAGGCUCUCUUCCCAGCAAAAGUGGCCAAGGCAAAGAAUAUAGCUAUGUCAAUAAUGCAGAAAGCUCCUAGACAGCAGAAUCCAGGCCAGAAAAAUCCAGGCCUUAAAGGAGCACCAGAAAACAUCAAACAAAAUAUGGCUAUGCCAGGUGGUCCUCAACCCACAAGUGACAGUCGGUACUGGCCUCCCAACCCUGCUUUUCCACAAAGGCCACAUGGGAUGGAAAACCCUCAAAAUGCCAAGUUUAAUUCAGAACCGCAGACUGGGCAAGUUCCUGAGGAAAGCAAGUUUUUCAAGAAAUUGAAGUCCUUGCUUUCUGCCGUUCCACAGAAUUCCACACAAGUGCCAGACGAUGAACAGAUGCAUUCAAAAUUAAUGAUGUUAAAAGCCUUGUUAUCUGAUAAGCGGGCAAGUUUACAGAACACACAGGGAAACCAGUUACCGCUGCAGGGUACCUCUAUGAUGCAGGACAUGGCAGGAACAGAAAAUGUAUUUAUGAAUCAGCAUAAUGCGAAUAUGGGGCAGUUCGGUCAAAAUGUAAUGAUGCAGAUGGCCUCCAUGGCACAAAAUGCACCAGCCAAUCAGAAUUCACUAAUGCAAAUGGCGGCAUUACUUCAAAACAGACAGAUGAAUGCAUUUUUGCCUGAAAACCAGGACAUUCAAAACCAAGAAUAUUUUCCUAUGGAUAAUAGUUCUGGGAUGCCGAUGGACCAGAGCGCUUAUCAGCAGCCGUAUAUGGAACAGCAACCUGGGUUUCCUAACAUACCCCAAAGCCAAGAAGGUUUUGGCUAUGAUGAUCCAAUGGCAGGAAACUAUGGGAACAAUAAUAUGGGUCAGUACAAUGACUUUACAUCUGAGCAAGCCCCUUAUACUAGGGUUUCUCUGUCCCCUAGUAAACAGAGAUCAGAAGGUGAGAGGUUUCGAGGUAACAGUUAUGAUCGCGACUCAAGACAAGAAUACAGAUCACAUGAGAGCAGAUCCAGAGAUGGUGGACGGAGUGGAAGGUCGCUUGAUGAACCUGCAUGGGCAGAAAGGGAGCGCAACAUGCCUUACGGCAAGCGCACUAGACUGGGCAGUGAUCAUACGCCAAAAGAAAGCACAGACGGGAAGAAGCGCCGUUCUGAUGAUCGCGGCUCCCUAGAUAUGGGGGCAGGUAACUUGUCGGUAGAUCUCCUGAAAAGGAUUCGAGGAAAAGACUUGUUUACGGUUUCUGCAAUUCUCAGUGAAUAUGCAGAUGGUCAAUAA